AUGACUGUGAGUAAAAAUGGGAUGGGAAACUGCAUUAGGCCUAAACUUUAUCGGCGUAAAAUGACUAUUCAAAUCAUGACUGGUCCGAUCAAUGGGGAAGUCAUGGCAUUGAUCUUCUACAAGUGCAUUACAAGAUUAAGCUUCGCAGUUACACAAAGUGAGGUCCAAACCAUUUGCUCAUCACCAACAUCGAACCCUUCAUUUUGCUACAAGUUUUUCAAGUCAGAUCCUAAAAUUGAAAAGCUUGAUCUUUCUGACACUGCCAAAUAUUUGAUACAUCAUGCGCAACAAAAUGCCUUAGACACACAUAAUCAGUUACAAUUACUUGCUAAUAGCACGACCGAUAAACGUACUAAAGAAUGUUACAUCUCAUGCUCAAAGUACUACGACAAAGCUCUUUACUCUUUUGGUGAGGCCCUAAAGGAUAUAGAGGUCCAUAAUCCUGAUUAUUUAAACGUUGAGAUCUCAGCUGCUCGGCAAAAUGCAAAUGAUUGCAAAACUUUAGAUCUGAAAGAUGUUAAACCUGAUCCAAAACUCAUGAUGAAGAUAGAUUUUCUUGAGAAUGUAUGUGGAAUUGUCUUGUCAAUUUCUGACAUAUUACCAAAGAAUUAGCUGAGAUUGUAAAACGAUAACAUAUUACCAACUGCAGACCAUGUUUUACCGUGGGGAUCGUGAUAUAAUAAAUCUAAAAUUAAUUUAAAUAGUGCAUAAAAAUAUGAUUGAGGAAUUUUGAUGUAUAUUGGAUAUUUGAUUAGCGGUUUGAUUUGCAGUUUGCAUACAUCAACAUAAUGAAUUACAUAAAAAAUAUCAAAUUUGGUUCUCUUUAUUUUUCAUUUAUAAAUAUAUAAGAUGGCAAAAGAUUUUAUCAAAAAGGUGAGAUUUAUUUCCAAAAUCUACUUGUAUAAGCAAAGUACUCCUCAAACAACCUAUCAAUUGGUAAUACAACUAGGUUUUAGCAAAAAAACUAGGUUUUCUUUUUUUCGGUUGAUCUGUAAUGAUAUUUCUCCAGUUCAUAUAUAUGAUACAAUAUUUUCAUAUUUCGGAUUUGAGAGAUUUUAGAAGACUUAACCACCAAACAUGUUCAUUUCAAAUUAUUGACUGUUUUGGUUUGGGCUCAAUGUUAAAAGCUGUUAGCAAGGAAGGAAG
This is a messenger RNA of Arabidopsis lyrata subsp. lyrata, 1146 nucleotides long. Its product is annotated as pectinesterase inhibitor 1. The record is from RefSeq and is a predicted model, not a curated record. The transcript has 2 exons. Gene Ontology annotation, molecular function: pectinesterase inhibitor activity. The coding region runs from base 1 to 612 and encodes 203 amino acids. NCBI's taxonomy places the organism in Eukaryota, Viridiplantae, Streptophyta, Magnoliopsida, Brassicales, Brassicaceae. Gene Ontology annotation, biological process: negative regulation of catalytic activity.